Messenger RNA from Archocentrus centrarchus (flier cichlid), 15199 nucleotides. RefSeq names its product protein AHNAK2. Gene Ontology annotation, cellular component: cytoplasm; nucleus. Bases 49 to 14199 code for a protein of 4716 amino acids. The transcript has 9 exons. Gene Ontology annotation, molecular function: protein binding. Gene Ontology annotation, biological process: regulation of RNA splicing. Lineage: Eukaryota; Metazoa; Chordata; Actinopteri; Cichliformes; Cichlidae. The record is from RefSeq and is a predicted model, not a curated record.
GCCUGGGAUCUCAUCUCCGCUGAUCCCUCCACCACCCCUGCUGCUAUCAUGUGCGACUGUUUCCACCUGGCCUUCCCCAACUGGCACGCUGCCUCCUCUGGGACGAGACCUGGACGAAGGCUGCAAGGCCCAGAGCCCGCCACAGAGGACUCAAUAUGUGAUGAGCCAUCUCAGUUCACAGAGAGUGAGAGACCACGCCCACAAGGGUCAUCCCCGGUUGAGGAGUAUCCUGAAACCGAAAAAUACAGCGACAGUGAUAAAGAGUGUGAAGCAGAGCAUGACCCACACCACAAAAGUGGGACCAGAAAGAAAACGAAAAAGUCUGGGCUUGGGUCCAUGUUUGAAAAGCGCUCGACUCCAAAAAUGAGUAAACUCAAGGAAGUUGACAGCCCUGAAUCUGGGCUGAUUGUGAAAACCGCCAAAGAUGGAUGCGCGGAGGGUCUCGUUUAUGGUGGAGGAGGGAAAGACGGGAUCUUCAUUAAGGAAGUAGUACCAGAGUCACCAGCCUCAAAAAGUCUAAAACUGAAAGAAGGUGAUCAGAUUCUGAGUGCCACUGUGUAUUUUGACAACAUGUCAUAUGAGGAUGCCAUACAGAUUCUGGAGCACGCCCAGGCAUACAAAUUGAAGCUUUGCUUGAAGCGCAAACCAGAGAUCACAGAGACCGAACCAGCCACUGAAUCUCACACUAUACCUGAAGAAGACCUCUACACUCCAGAGAUGAGAGAGAAAGGAAAAACUAAAAGACGCGGCGAGGCACGCAUUUCGUGGCCCAAGUUUUCAUCCUUAGGGAAAGGGCGAAAAUCACAUUUUAUAAGGUCUCACAGUUCCUCAGAGGCUGAUGAGCAGAGAAAGCUUGAGCUCAGCCCAACAACAAGUGACACAGAGUCACCCAUAAAAACUCAGGAUGCUCUCAAAUACAAGAAAAAGCAUAAAAUAAAGCUCCCUGGUCUGACAAAGAGAGGCCGCAUAAGUUCAUCUGAAGACCAGGACACAGAUGUGCCAACAACUGGCCAGAUCAGUAGCAGCACUCACCAGACACAAGAAUCAGAUAUGCUUUCACCUGAAUGCCUUGAAAGCCCCUCAAGAGAAAUGCCUGAAGUCUAUGUGACAGAGGAUCUGAAAGAACAACACGAGCAAAGCAAUCAAACAGUCACUGAAGCUCCAACUAUUCAACAUAAGAUGGAACUAAUCAGUAUAGAUAGCACUUUGAAAACAGCAGAUUUGACUGUGGCUCUAGCAGAUCAAGAAAGCCCCUCUGGUAUCAAGUCCCCUGAUGGGAAGAAAAAGAAGAAAGAAAGGUCUGAAUUAAAAAUGAAAAUUCUGGGGAAGGAUAAAUCACACAAGAAAGAAGCAAAAGCAAAAUCUUCACCAAAAAGGCUAAAAACACUGGGAGCAAGUUUUGAACUAGUCGAUCACCCUGAAACGGAAAAAUCUGAUCUAAUCCCAAGCUUUGAGUCACACACAAAACCGACAGAAGAACCUGCACUUGAUGCCAAGGUGGAACAUGAUGUAUCUGAUGUUGCAGUUUCACAAAAAUAUCCACAGAUAAGUGAAGCAAACAGACAGAAAGGCAACAAAAUCAAGGACAAACAAGGGCAAACCUUCAAACUGCCUAAAGUUAGUUUGGGUGAGGUUGCUACUGAGGAAAUCAGACAUGAUCCUUAUGAGAAACGGGCAAAAAGCAGUGAUUUCAGAGCCCAACUUCCCAAACGGGAAGACAUUGAGAUACCAGGUAUGGAGGCUGCAUCUAUGAAGACCACUGCAAAAAGAAAGAAAGAACCUAAAGCCAGUUAUACAGGACACAACGGAGACCUUCAAGCUGAAACUGUACAACUGUCAAUUGAUGUUGACAGUGUGAAAGAGGCAGUUUCUAAAUUGCCUGGAUAUAAGCUGCCUAAAGUCGAUACAUCUGGCAUGCCUAUUCCAGAAGAAAUUACUGUGAUAGAUGCAAAUGCUCAAAGAAUAUCAGUGAAAACACCUACCAAAGUUGUAGACACCAAAACAAAGCAUGGAGCAAAUCUUGAAAAGUUUGACGUAACUUCUUAUCCAGAAAUUUCCAAGAGUAGAGUCAAGCCGCCACAAUUCACAACUGGUCAGUUAACCUCAGAGGAUCUUUUAACUGAAAGCAAAGUCGAUUUUAAAAAACCUGAAAAGGAACAUGAAAAGAUGCAAAAACAAAGCAGCAAAGAGAUGAAAACCAUGACCUAUAAGAGAGAAGAUAUUACAAUACCUGGAAAGGAAAGUUCACAGGAAAUAUCUAAUCUUCAGGUACAUGAAGCUGAUAAAACACAAGGCACAGGGAAUAUCAAAUUUGAAUAUGAAUCAGAUAAGAAAUUGAAGAAGGCAAAGAUGACAGUGCCUAGCUUUGGUAUAGCAAAGCCAGACAUAAGAAUCCCUGAUAUUGAAAUUGACUUGCCAAAACAAAUUAUCUCUGAGCAAAAAGGUGAUGCAGCAAAAGGAGAGAAGACUAAAUUCCUCCAAGAAGUUAAGAUGUCAAAAACUGAAAUGAAAAAAGGCAAGGUGCAGACUGAAGGAGUUGUAUGUGAGGUCAUGAUUCCUGAAAUAGAUGGGAUCGAAUACAUUGACUCAGUAGAUAGUUCACCAGCCAAAAAGGAUGAUGGCAUUAGGCAUAUAGGUGUUGGUGAAAAACCAAAUGCUGAUAUUUCCCUUCAAGAAAUCAGAAGUGAAGUAGAAAAAGCUGAAACUGAAGACCAAACAGUUAAACUGCUUCAAUUUGGAGCUACCACUCCAGAGAUCAGUGUAAAUGUGCCCGAUGGAGACAAGGCUAUACGUACUGAUGGAGCUGAGACAAAAACUCUUGAAAGAGAAGGAAAAGGUAGCAAGUUUAAAAUGCCAAAUCUUGGUAUCUCCAUGCCAAAGGUGAAAGGACCAAAAACCGAUUCAAGCCCAUCAAAAAAAAAUUUAACUGUGACACUGCCAGUGGCUAAAGCUGAGGUCCAACUUCCAGAAGCUGCUGAGACUGAUGUUACACUUGGAAGUGUAGAUAUUUAUAUUCCAAUGGAGACAGAAAAACACCCUGAGACUGAGACUGAAGGUGAAUUUGACAGACAAGGAGGCAAGUUCAAGAUGCCAAAGUUAGGAAUUGCAAUGCCAAAAGUAAAAGGGCCUGAAGUUGACUUCAGCUUAUCCCAGAAAAAUGAAGAUGUGAAACUAGCAGAAGCCAAGAUGAAAACCAAGCCCUCUUAUGUUGAACUAAAGGAAUCCUCUGUUAAUGUGGAAAUUAGAGCUCCUGAAAUUAAAGUUGUAGAAAAAGAUGCAGAAGAAACACAAUCAAAAUUUAAGAUGCCCACUUUCAAGAUACCUAGAUUUGGAUCUACUAUGCCAAACACCACUGCUGAAUUAUAUGAUAAAAAUUUAAAAGACACUGAAAUUUCUGACACACAGCUAAAAUCAACAGAAGGUGUUACAGUUGACAUUCCAACACCAAACUCUGAUAUUGUGGGUUCAUCUUUUGAUGUGAAAACAACAGCAGCUGAAAAAUAUGUAGAUGUCACACCACAGACUGAAAUUGAGACUAAACUCACAGAUGCUCAUAAAAUAGAUGUAAGUUUGGGGAAAGCUGAAGUUUUGAUUCCACAGGAAAAGAUCGAAGGUGAAAUCAAAGUACAUGGAAGCACGUUCAAAUUGCCAAAAUUUGGGAUAACAAUGCCAAAAGUAAAAGGACCCGAAUUUAAUCUCGGUCUUUCAAAGAAAGAUUCGAAUAUCACAACAGCUAAAGCUGAGGCUGAAAUCCAAGGAACUCCUAAAAUUGCUGUAGAUAUGAAAUCGCCAGAGUGUGAAGCUAAAAUUGAUGGGCAAGGAACCAAGUUCAAAAUGCCAAUGUUUGGAAUCACAAUACCAAAGGUAAAAGGACCUGACAUUGAUUUAAAGUUCUCAAAGAAAGACGUAGAUGUUAAAUUUCCAGAAGCCAAAGCUGAGAUCCAACUCCCUGAUGUUGAACCUGAAAAACCUAGUGCUAAAGUGGAAAUUGAAGCUCCUGAGAUUAAAGGUGUGACCAAGGACACAGGGAGCUCACCAACAAAGUUUACAAUGCCAACAUUCAAACUGCCUAAAUUUGGACUUGGCACCACAAGUGUCACAGCAGAAGGACCGGAUAUGGACAAAGGUGUCAAAAUAGAAGGAGCUGACAUCAGUAUACCUGAAAAGGUCCUUGAAGUUAACAUUGAAGCACCGAGCAUUGAAUUGAACGACCCUUCAGUUUCCAUUAAAACUACAGGAGUUGAACAUGAAGGAAAAGGAAGUAAGUUCAAAUUGCCUAGUCUUGGAAUUUCUGUUGCUCAAACCAAAGGGCCCGACAUUGAUUUAAGGUUAUCAAAGAAGGAUGUAGAUGUUACACUUCCAAAAGCCAAAGCUGAAGUCAAACUCCCUGAUGCUGAACUUAAAAAACCUAGUGCUGAAGUGGAAAUUGAAGCUCCUGAGAUCAAAGUUGAGAUAAAGGACAAGAAAGGAUCACCAUCAAAAUUUAUAAUGCCGACAUUCAAAUUGCCUAAGUUUGGAUUUGGUACCACAAGUGCCUCAACAGAAGUACCAGAUAUGGACAAAGGCAUUAAAAUAGAAGGAGCUGACAUCAGUAUACCUGAACAGGUCCUUGAAGGUAACACUGAAGCACCGAGCAUUGAAUUGAAAGAGCCUACCAUCACCCUGAAAACUACAGGAGCUGAACAUGAAGGAAAAGGAAGUAAGUUCAAAUUACCUAGUCUUGGAAUUUCUGUCCCUCAAACCAAAGGACCUGACGUUGAUCUAAGUUUAUCAAAGAAAGAUGUAGAUGUUACACUUCCAAAAGCCAAAGCUGAAGUCAAACUCCCUGAUGUUGAACUUGAAAAACCAAGUGCUGAAGUGGAAAUUGAAGCUCCUGAGAUCAAAGUUGAGAUAAAGGACAAGAAAGGAUCACCAUCAAAGUAUAAGAUGCCGACAUUCAAAUUACCAAAAUUUGGAAUCGGUUCCACAAGUGUCACAGCAGAAGUACCAGAUAUGGCAAAAGGUUUCAAAAUAGAAGGAGCUGACAUCAGUAUACCUGAAGAGGUCCUUGAAGUUAACAUUGAAGCACCGAGCAUUGAAUUGAAAGAGCCUUCAGUCUCCUUGAAAACUACAGGAGUUGAACAUGAAGGAAAAGGAAGUAAGUUCAAAUUACUUAGUCUUGGAAUUUCUGUCCCUCAAACCAAGGCGCCUGACAUUGAUCUGAGUUUAUCAAAGAAAGAUGUAGAUGUUACACUUCCAAAAGCCAAAGCUGAAGUCAAACUCCCUGAUGUUGAACUUGAAAAACCUAGUGCUGAAGUGGAAAUUGAAGCUCCUGAGAUCAAAGUUGUGACAAAGGACAAAAAAGGAUCACCAUCAAAAUUUACGAUGCCGACAUUCAGAUUACCAAAAUUUGGAAUCGGUUCCACAAGUGUCACAGCAGAAGUACCAGAUAUGGACAAAGGUGUCAAAAUAGAAGGAGCUGACAUCAGUAUACCUGAAGAGGUCUUUGAAGUUAACAUUGAAGCACCGAGCAUUGAAUUAAAAGAACCUUCAGUCUCCUUGAAAACUACAGGAGUUGAACAUGAAGGAAAGGGUAGUAAGUUCAAAUUACCUAGUCUUGGAAUUUCUGUCCCUCAAACCAAAGGACCUGACGUUGAUCUAAGCUCAUCAAAGAAAGAUGUAGAUGUUACACUUCCAAAAGCCAAAGCUGAAGUCAAACUCCCUGAUGUUGAACUUGAAAAACCUAGUGCUGAAGUGGAAAUUGAAGCUCCUGAGAUCAAAGUUGAGAUAAAGGACAAGAAAGGAUCACCAUCAAAGUAUAAGAUGCCGACAUUCAAAUUACCAAAAUUUGGAAUUGGUUCCACAAGUGUCACAACAGAAGUACCAGAUAUGGACAAAGGUGUCAAAAUAGAAGGAGCUGACAUCAGUAUACCUGAAGAGGUCCUUGAAGUUAUCAUUGAAGCACCGAGCAUUGAAUUGAAAGAACCUUCAGUCUCCCUGAAAACUACAGGAGUUGAACAUGAAGGAAAGGGUAGUAAAUUCAAAUUACCUAGUCUUGGAAUUUCUGUCCCUCAAACCAAAGGGCCCGACAUUGAUCUGAGUUUAUCAAAGAAAGAUGUAGAUGUUACACUUCCAAAAGCCAAAGCUGAAGUCAAACUCCCUGAUGUUGAACUUGAAAAACCUAGUGCUGAAGUGGAAAUUGAAGCUCCUGAGAUCAAAGUUGUGACAAAGGACAAGAAAGGAUCACCAUCAAAAUUUACAAUGCCGACAUUCAAAUUACCAAAAUUUGGAAUCGGUUCCACAAGUGUCACAGCAGAAGUACCAGAUAUGGACAAAGGCGUCAAAAUAGAAGGAGCUGACAUCAGUAUACCUGAACAGGCCCUUGAAGUUAACAUUGAAGCACCAAGCAUUGAAUUAAAAGAACCUUCAGUCUCCCUGAAAACUACAGGAGUUGAACAUGAAGGAAAGGGUAGUAAGUUCAAAUUACCUAGUCUUGGAAUUUCUGUCCCUCAAACCAAAGGGCCCGACAUUGAUCUAAGUUUAUCAAAGAAAGAUGUAGAUGUUACACUUCCAAAAGCCAAAGCUGAAGUCAAACUCCCUGAUGUUGAACUUGAAAAACCUAGUGCUGAAGUGGAAAUUGAAGCUCCUGAGAUCAAAGUUGUGACAAAGGACAAGAAAGGAUCACCAUCAAAAUUUACGAUGCCGACAUUCAAAUUACCAAAAUUUGGAAUCGGUUCCACAAGUGUCACAGCAGAAGUACCAGAUAUGGACAAAGGCAUCAAAAUAGAAGGAGCUGACAUCAGUAUACCUGAACAGGCCCUUGAAGUUAACAUUGAAGCACCGAGCAUUGAAUUAAAAGAACCUUCAGUCUCCCUGAAAACUACAGGAGCUGGACAUGAAGGAAAGGGUAGCAAGUUCAAAUUACCUAGUCUUGGAAUUUCUGUCUCUCAAACCAAAGGGCCCGACAUUGAUCUAAGUUUAUCAAAGAAAGAUGUAGAUGUUACACUUCCAAAAGCCAAAGCUGAAGUCAAACUCCCUGAUGUUGAACAUGAAAAACCUAGUGCUGAAGUGGAAAUUGAAGCUCCUGAGAUCAAAGUUGUGACAAAGGACAAGAAAGGAUCACCAUCAAAAUUUACGAUGCCGACAUUCAAAUUACCAAAAUUUGGAAUCGGUUCCACAAGUGCCACAGCAGAAGUACCAGAUAUGGACAAAGGCAUCAAAAUAGAAGGAGCUGACAUCAGUAUACCUGAACAGGCCCUUGAAGUUAACAUUGAAGCACCGAGCAUUGAAUUAAAAGAACCUUCAGUCUCCCUGAAAACUACAGGAGUUGAACAUGAAGGAAAGGGUAGUAAGUUCAAAUUACCUAGUCUUGGAAUUUCUGUCCCUCAAACCAAAGGGCCCGACAUUGAUCUAAGUUUAUCAAAGAAAGAUGUAGAUGUUACACUUCCAAAAGCCAAAGCUGAAGUCAAACUCCCUGAUGUUGAACUUGAAAAACCUAGUGCUGAAGUGGAAAUUGAAGCUCCUGAGAUCAAAGUUGUGACAAAGGACAAGAAAGGAUCACCAUCAAAAUUUACGAUGCCGACAUUCAAAUUACCAAAAUUUGGAAUCGGUUCCACAAGUGCCACAGCAGAAGUACCAGAUAUGGACAAAGGCAUCAAAAUAGAAGGAGCUGACAUCAGUAUACCUGAACAGGCCCUUGAAGUUAACAUUGAAGCACCGAGCAUUGAAUUAAAAGAACCUUCAGUCUCCCUGAAAACUACAGGAGUUGAACAUGAAGGAAAGGGUAGUAAGUUCAAAUUACCUAGUCUUGGAAUUUCUGUCCCUCAAACCAAAGGGCCCGACAUUGAUCUAAGUUUAUCAAAGAAAGAUGUAGAUGUUACACUUCCAAAAGCCAAAGCUGAAGUCAAACUCCCUGAUGUUGAACUUGAAAAACCUAGUGCUGAAGUGGAAACUGAAGCUCCUGAGAUCAAAGUUGUGACAAAGGACAAAAAAGGAUCACCAUCAAAAUUUACGAUGCCGACAUUCAGAUUACCAAAAUUUGGAAUCGGUUCCACAAGUGUCACAGCAGAAGUACCAGAUAUGGACAAAGGUGUCAAAAUAGAAGGAGCUGACAUCAGUAUACCUGAACAGGCCCUUGAAGUUAACAUUGAAGCACCGAGCAUUGAAUUAAAAGAACCUUCAGUCUCCCUGAAAACUACAGGAGUUGAACAUGAAGGAAAGGGUAGUAAGUUCAAAUUACCUAGUCUUGGAAUUUCUGUCCCUCAAACCAAAGGACCUGACAUUGAUCUAAGCUCAUCAAAGAAAGAUGUAGAUGUUACACUUCCAAAAGCCAAAGCUGAAGUCAAACUCCCUGAUGUUGAACUUGAAAAACCUAGUGCUGAAGUGGAAAUUGAAGCUCCUGAGAUCAAAGUUGAGAUAAAGGACAAGAAAGGAUCACCAUCAAAGUAUAAGAUGCCGACAUUCAAAUUACCAAAAUUUGGAAUUGGUUCCACAAGUGUCACAACAGAAGUACCAGAUAUGGACAAAGGUGUCAAAAUAGAAGGAGCUGACAUCAGUAUACCUGAAGAGGUCCUUGAAGUUAACAUUGAAGCACCGAGCAUUGAAUUAAAAGAACCUUCAGUCUCCCUGAAAACUACAGGAGUUGAACAUGAAGGAAAGGGUAGUAAGUUCAAAUUACCUAGUCUUGGAAUUUCUGUCGCUCAAACCAAAGGGCCCGACAUUGAUCUUAGUUUAUCAAAGAAAGAUGUAGAUGUUACACUUCCAAAAGCCAAAGCUGAAGUCAAACUCCCUGAUGUUGAACUUGAAAAACCUAGUGCUGAAGUGGAAAUUGAAGCUCCUGAGAUCAAAGUUGUGACAAAGGACAAGAAAGGAUCACCAUCAAAAUUUAAGAUGCCGACAUUCAAAUUACCAAAAUUUGGAAUCGGUUCCACAAGUGUCACAGCAGAAGUACCAGAUAUGGACAAAGGCAUCAAAAUAGAAGGAGCUGACAUCAGUAUACCUGAACAGGCCCUUGAAGUUAACAUUGAAGCACCGAGCAUUGAAUUAAAAGAACCUUCAGUCUCCCUGAAAACUACAGGAGCUGGACAUGAAGGAAAGGGUAGCAAGUUCAAAUUACCUAGUCUUGGAAUUUCUGUCUCUCAAACCAAAGGGCCCGACAUUGAUCUAAGUUUAUCAAAGAAAGAUGUAGAUGUUACACUUCCAAAAGCCAAAGGUGACGUCAAACUCCCUGAUGUUGAACAUGAAAAACCUAGUGCUGAAGUGGAAAUUGAAGCUCCUGAGAUCAAAGUUGUGACAAAGGACAAGAAAGGAUCACCAUCAAAAUUUACGAUGCCGACAUUCAAAUUACCAAAAUUUGGAAUCGGUUCCACAAGUGCCACAGCAGAAGUACCAGAUAUGGACAAAGGCAUCAAAAUAGAAGGAGCUGACAUCAGUAUACCUGAACAGGCCCUUGAAGUUAACAUUGAAGCACCGAGCAUUGAAUUAAAAGAACCUUCAGUCUCCCUGAAAACUACAGGAGUUGAACAUGAAGGAAAGGGUAGUAAGUUCAAAUUACCUAGUCUUGGAAUUUCUGUCGCUCAAACCAAAGGGCCCGACAUUGAUCUAAGUUUAUCAAAGAAAGAUGUAGAUGUUACACUUCCAAAAGCCAAAGCUGAAGUCAAACUCCCUGAUGUUGAACUUGAAAAACCUAGUGCUGAAGUGGAAACUGAAGCUCCUGAGAUCAAAGUUGUGACAAAGGACAAGAAAGGAUCACCAUCAAAAUUUACGAUGCCGACAUUCAGAUUACCAAAAUUUGGAAUCGGUUCCACAAGUGUCACAGCAGAAGUACCAGAUAUGGACAAAGGUGUCAAAAUAGAAGGAGCUGACAUCAGUAUACCUGAACAGGCCCUUGAAGUUAACAUUGAAGCACCGAGCAUUGAAUUAAAAGAACCUUCAGUCUCCCUGAAAACUACAGGAGUUGAACAUGAAGGAAAGGGUAGUAAGUUCAAAUUACCUAGUCUUGGAAUUUCUGUCCCUCAAACCAAAGGACCUGACAUUGAUCUAAGCUCAUCAAAGAAAGAUGUAGAUGUUACACUUCCAAAAGCCAAAGCUGAAGUCAAACUCCCUGAUGUUGAACUUGAAAAACCUAGUGCUGAAGUGGAAAUUGAAGCUCCUGAGAUCAAAGUUGAGAUAAAGGACAAGAAAGGAUCACCAUCAAAGUAUAAGAUGCCGACAUUCAAAUUACCAAAAUUUGGAAUUGGUUCCACAAGUGUCACAACAGAAGUACCAGAUAUGGACAAAGGUGUCAAAAUAGAAGGAGCUGACAUCAGUAUACCUGAAGAGGUCCUUGAAGUUAACAUUGAAGCACCGAGCAUUGAAUUAAAAGAACCUUCAGUCUCCCUGAAAACUACAGGAGUUGAACAUGAAGGAAAGGGUAGUAAGUUCAAAUUACCUAGUCUUGGAAUUUCUGUCGCUCAAACCAAAGGGCCCGACAUUGAUCUUAGUUUAUCAAAGAAAGAUGUAGAUGUUACACUUCCAAAAGCCAAAGCUGAAGUCAAACUCCCUGAUGUUGAACUUGAAAAACCUAGUGCUGAAGUGGAAAUUGAAGCUCCUGAGAUCAAAGUUGUGACAAAGGACAAGAAAGGAUCACCAUCAAAAUUUACGAUGCCGACAUUCAAAUUACCAAAAUUUGGAAUCGGUUCCACAAGUGUCACAGCAGAAGUACCAGAUAUGGACAAAGGCAUCAAAAUAGAAGGAGCUGACAUCAGUAUACCUGAACAGGCCCUUGAAGUUAACAUUGAAGCACCGAGCAUUGAAUUAAAAGAACCUUCAGUCUCCCUGAAAACUACAGGAGUUGAACAUGAAGGAAAAGGAAGUAAGUUCAAAUUACCUAGUCUUGGAAUUUCUGUCCCUCAAACCAAAGGACCUGACGUUGAUCUAAGCUCAUCAAAGAAAGAUGUAGAUGUUACACUUCCAAAAGCCAAAGCUGAAGUCAAACUCCCUGAUGUUGAACUUGAAAAACCUAGUGCUGAAGUGGAAAUUGAAGCUCCUGAGAUCAAAGUUGUGACAAAGGACAAGAAAGGAUCACCAUCAAAAUUUACGAUGCCGACAUUCAGAUUACCAAAAUUUGGAAUCGGUUCCACAAGUGUCACAGCAGAAGUACCAGAUAUGGACAAAGGUGUCAAAAUAGAAGGAGCUGACAUCAGUAUACCUGAACAGGCCCUUGAAGUUAACAUUGAAGCACCGAGCAUUGAAUUAAAAGAACCUUCAGUCUCCCUGAAAACUACAGGAGUUGAACAUGAAAGAAAGGGUAGUAAAUUCAAAUUACCUAGUCUUGGAAUUUCUGUCCCUCAAACCAAAGGACCUGACAUUGAUCUAAGCUCAUCAAAGAAAGAUGUAGAUGUUACACUUCCAAAAGCCAAAGCUGAAGUCAAACUCCCUGAUGUUGAACUUGAAAAACCUUCUGCUGAAGUGGAAACUGAAGCUCCUGAGAUCAAAGUUGAGAUAAAGGACAAGAAAGGAUCACCAUCAAAAUUCAAGAUGCCAACAUUCAAAUUACCAAAAUUUGGGAUUAGUACCACAAGUGUUGCAGCAGAAGUACCGGAUAUGGACAAAGGUAUCAAAAUAGAAGGAGCUGACAUCAGUAUACCUGAACAGGUCCUUGAAGUUAACAUUGAAGCACAGAGCAUUGAAUUAAAAGAACCUUCAGUCUCCCUGAAAACUACAGGAGUUGAACAUGAAAGAAAGGGUAGUAAGUUCAAAUUACCUAGUCUUGGAAUUUCUGUCCCUCAAACCAAAGGGCCUGACAUUGAUCUAAAUUUAUCAAAGAAAGAUGUAGAUGUUACACUUCCAAAAGCCAAAGCUGAAGUCAAACUCCCUGAUGCUGAACUUGGAAAACCUUUUGCUGAAGUGGAAACAGAAAUUGAAAUUCACGAAGGUAAUAUUGAUGUCUCACAAGCAAAACUUAAAAUGCCAACCAUGACGUCACAUAAAUUUGCUGCUUCUACUUCGAAGGUCAGUGUCAAAGUAACUGAUGUGGACAAAGAGAUUAAAACUGAUGCAGAACCCAGCAUUCACCCUGAAGGUGUAACUGUAGAGGUGAAAGCUAAAGGAGGUGAACUUGAGAUAUCUGGAAGCAAGUUUAAAAUGCCAAAUCUGGGCAUUGCAAUGCCCAACGUUAAAGGUCCUGAAACAGAUUUAAGUUUAUCAAAGAAAGAUGUUGAUGUUUCAUUACCAGAAACUACAGCUGAAGUCAAACUACCCCAUAUUGAAGGCAAAGAAACUGAGGAUGGUAUUUCAGUACCAGAAGCACCUACAACUGAGGUUGAACUCAAGUCAAAAAGACCAAGUUGGAUAUUUCCAAAACUUUCCUUUUCAAGGACAGCUGAUAACGACCCAGAUGUUGAUGUCCACAUCGAAACACCCAAAGCUGAUAUUAUAUCAACCAAAGCAGAAGUCUCUCUAUCAGAUGCUGAAAUCAAAGGACCUUCAAUGGAACAGCCUCCUGCUGCAGAACUUGAUACAAACUUGAAAAAAAGAAAAUUUUCACUUCCCAGAUUUUCUUUUUCUAAGUCAAAUAUUAAAGAACCCGAGUUAAGUGAUGAGCUUCCACAUGCUCAAGUUUCUGUUCCAGAGAGAGAAAUAAAAGUUAAACACCCUGGAAUGGAAAUGAAAGCUCCUGAGCAAGAAGCUGAACAAGGAAGCACAUUUAAAUUUCCAAAGUUUGGCAUUGUACAAACAAAAGCAAAAGGACCUGAAAUUGAUUUUAAUGCAUCAAAAAACAAUGUAGAUACCAAACUCCUAGAAAUAAAAGCAGAGGUCAAAAUCUCUGAAGAUGAAAUCAAACAAUGUUCAUCUGAGACUGAAGCAAAGUCAAAAGAUGCUGGAGGAUCACCCUUAAAAAUAAAAAUUCCACCACUGAAAAUGCCAAAAUUUAGCAGUGCUUCCUAUGAUGUUACCACAGAAGCACCUGAGGCAGUAAAAGUAAUUGACACUGAUGGAUCUAAACUUAAGGAGGAUGUUUCUGCCAGCGAGAAAGACUUGAGUGUUAAUGUUAAAAUGGAUGAUUUCAAAGGAACAAUAUCAGAUUCUGAAACACCAAAGACAGACCCUGAUUGUGAGGGUCACGGAUCGCCAAGUAAAUUCAAACUACCAUCCUUUAAAAUGCCCAAGCUAAGCUUCUCAAAGCCAAAACCUGAAGAGGAAAUUCUUCCUGCUGACACAGAAGAUAAAGAAGAUCAACUGGAAUUGGAAGAUGAACCAAAAGGAGAAGGUAAAUCACCACAAAAGAUUUUAACAUCAUUUGGUGAGAUCCUAAAGACUAUUGAUGUUGAAUUUGAUGUUCCAAAAGCUGACAAAGUUGAAGGAAAUCUUGUAGUUCAAGUUCAAGAAAUAGAUGAACCAACUGGAAAGAAAUUAGAAGCAAAGGCAAAAGAAACAAUUACCAUGCAAGAUACAUCCAAGAGUCCCGAAAGGACGGGUUGGUUUAAAUUUCCCAGGUUUGGACUGUCUUCCCCUUCAGAACCACCUAAUGUUCUCGAAAAAGAUGAACAAAAGGAUAAAAAGAGCCCGGCUGGGGGAACAGAGGAUGAGGAAAUAAGCCCUACCUGUUCAGUCCAAUCAUCAGAUGCCUUUGCUGAUAUCAGUUCUACAAUCACAAGUGAGUAUGUGGACCCAUCCAUUUCUCCCCCAACAACGGUAACUGUCAAAUAUUCUGAUCCAAAUGUUGCUACCGGGCUCGGAGAGACACACAGUAACAUUAUUACUUCCACCACAAGGACUGAACUGAUCUCAGUUGAGCCAAACUUGGCAGAGAAAAUUACCAUUCUGUCGUCUGGAAUUUCAUCUUCAUCGGAAGACACGAUCAGAUUGGACUCUGGGAAAAUACACGUCAUUACAACAAAUAUACAAGCAACUCCAGAAGCACAGCAUGCCAAGUUGCUAACUGAUAUUGAAGGUGAAUUAGCUGGAGGCUUUCCUUUAAAAUCAGAGGCUGAUGAAACUGCAUCAUGGACUGUGGAAGACUCAAAAAGUGGCAACAGAACAGUGUUUGAGAGGCACAUAGUAAAGAAAACUUCGAGUGAAAGAAGUGAAAGCAGAGAAACAAUUGUUAUAACCAAACAAAUUACACAUGUACUUGACUCUUCUGAGCCCAUCUCAGGUGAGACGGCUUCAUCCAUACAGCGGCUGAGAGAUUCUGUGCACUCUGAGAAAAUGAGGUUCUUUGACGACGCCGAGAAGUGAAAUAACUGGAAAUAAUUCACGUGUAAAGAUGCCAUUCUUCUUUGCCCAAACCUGAUUGCCAAGUGGCUGGUAGGCUCUGAGUUUCACUGGACAUUACAGAAAAGAGGGAGAAAACAUUCUGGCAAACGGGAAAGGUUUUUAGCAGGUUUAUCUUACCAAUCACACAUAAUUUGUCAAUGUUCAGGCGUUACAACAUGAUGAUCAUGAUGAUGAUGUAUUGUGCUACGUUUUGCUGACCUAUAAAAAUAUGCAUUCAUGUAAUUCACACUGACAAUCUGUUGAAGUUACUAACAAUCUGUGUAAAUGUGCCCUUAUUUCACAUUAUGGCAGGGUUUCACCAAAUAUCCUUGCUUAAGGUGCAGAACAUUUUACUUUUGCUUACCAAAUUCUCUGCAUCUCUGUCAUUUUGCAGUUUUUAAUGUACAAUAUUGACUAAUUUACUUGUGUGUGUACUUUGCAAAAUGAUAAUCACCAGUGCAUUCAAGUGAAAUUUCCUACUGUUUGAGACUGUUGCAAAAAAUCUAUUUAUGUUACUGACAUUCCAAAAUGUGUUUACAGUAAUUUCACUGUAAUGCUUACAGUAUAGAAAAGCUACAAUCGAGUAAUGCAGUUAUGCUAGAAUAAUAAAUAUGUAUGUGUACCACCAAGAUACUGUUGUUGCCGUAGCUAAAAUGUAAAGAGACAGUAGCAAUGUGAAGCUGAAAUGAAAUGCUUAUGAUCAAACACAGCAAAUCUGCUGCUACAGCUAUAUUUUUUAUUAAUACUUUGCUACUUAGAACCUAAUUUGCUAUAAUAGAAAUCUGUCUAGAGAAUGUCUUCUUUCAAUACCUCUGUACAAAGUGGGACUACAGAACGGGCUGUACAAAUAGCUUUUAAUGUAUAAAUAGCUUUUAAUGACCUCCUUUGAAAUUUUAUUGGACUACUGCUCCUGUUUGUAUUCUGAUAGGCUUUAACUCAACUUGUCUGCAAAGUUAUAGACAAUAAAUAAAUAAAUACUAUU